Molecule: messenger RNA, 4325 nt
Organism: Rhineura floridana
Lineage: Eukaryota; Metazoa; Chordata; Lepidosauria; Squamata; Rhineuridae
Gene: MLKL
Product: mixed lineage kinase domain like pseudokinase
Exons: 10
Coding region: 141-1478 (445 amino acids)
Biological process (GO): protein phosphorylation; cell surface receptor signaling pathway
Molecular function (GO): protein kinase activity; ATP binding
Source: RefSeq, a predicted model, not a curated record
CCUUUCCCCGUUGCAUAACCCCGAGUCAAUCUUGGGCAGGAAGGAGGGGAAACACGGAGUUCCGAGUCAUUCUUGAAGCAGUUGAAGCAAACUCUUGAUCUUGAGCGAGAGCACAGCGGCAGACACAGAGGGAAGCAGUUAUGGACAUUGUAGAAGGCAUUAUGAAGGCUGUGGCAGCCAUCCGUGACCAAUGUGAGAACAUGACGUAUUGCAAAAAGCAGAAAAAUCGCCUUAUGAAGCGCAUGGAGUGCCUGCUGAAGUCCAUUAAGCGCAUCCAUAAGGCCUGGCAUGCCAAAAAGUAUUCCAGUGAUCUGAUAUGGAUGCUGCAAGAAACGCUGAACCUUCUGAAAGAGGCCCAGGAAAUGCUUCGCAAGUAUGUUGAACUGAACCAGGUUUAUAAGUUUGUGAAGGCUAACAGCAUGCUGAAGGAAUUUGCAAGCCUGAAUGAGCGCUUCAGUGAUAUUUGCCUCCACCUGUUGCUGCAACUGCAGGUGGAGGAGAAGCUGUCAGUAGACCAGGAAGACCUGCAGGACCUUCGGAAGCCUCUUGUGAGACGGGAAGGCAGCCAAGAUCUUGCAGAAGACAGUGUGUCCUUGAAGGAGAUGUCCAAAGAGGAAAGUCUUGUUGCUGGGAUGGGCCUCACCGAGAUAUACAAAAGCCAGCUAACCAAUGUGAUCCUCCUGAUGGAGUGUGAGAGCUACAAACUGUGCAGAGGAAAGUAUAACAACUUCUCUGUGGCCAUCAAAGUCUUCAAAAACCCUUUCUGUGACAACAAACCACAGAAUGUGAGGCACAUCUUUGAGAAGGAGGUCAAGACUAUGAAGAGGUUUGAGUCUCCGUACAUCGUUCGUUUGUUUGGGAUGUGCAUAGACGAGAGUGUCCCUGAAUACUCCAUUGUCACGGAAUAUUGUGAAAAAGGCACCCUGAAGGAAGUGCUGAAAAGUGAACCUCACUUACCCUGGGAGAUUCGCCUGGACAUGGCAUCGGAUGCUGCUGCCGGCCUGUACAGGUUGCAUCAGACGGGAGACAAGCCUCAGGUGCAUUACUGCAUCAACAGCACCAAGUUCCUGGUUGCCAAAGGCUACUGUGUAAAGCUGUCAGGAUUUGAACUGAGUCAAACGGUAUCGUCCAUCCAACGGAAGCCAAAGGAAAAGCCCCACAAAGAGGUCUUUGCUUCAGCCUACAUCUGCCCUGAGGGCCUACUAUCAGUGGACCAUCAGUACAACCUGGCCAGCGAAAUAUACAGCUUUGGGAUUGUACUGUGGGAGAUCGCAACUGGCAAGAUCCCAUUUGCAGGCUGCACUUCAAAGGAGAUCCGUGACAGGGUUUGCAAUAAGGAGCAGGAACCUCUAGGAGACGACUGCCCUUCCUACCUGCGGGAUGUCAUCAACCAGUGCCGGGACUUCAACCCUUCCCGUCGCCCAACUGCUGAAGCAAUUGUGAACCAGCUCCUUCUUCCCAGUCUUUCGGAGCAGUGACAGCUUGACCACACGAGAGGGAACUUGGGAUGUCUUUGUGGAAAACAAGAACUUGUUCUCAGCAAAAGCCACAAGAGAGUGUGUUUCUCUUGCCUGCUUUGCCAGCCUGUCUUCCUGAACACCAGCACAAAGCCAGGCCGUUUUCUUUUUCAGCCUGGAAUGCCUGGGCACAGGACAAAGGUGCUAUCCUAUGGCCAUUUGCCAACUUGACAGACUCUCAUACAUUUUCCAUUGGGACUGGUUCAGACAUAAUGCUGAGCCAUGGUUUUUUAAAACUAUGGUUUGUUGACUGUCAACAAACUACAGUCUGAAGUCAUGGCCUGCUAUUAGCCUACAAACCUUGGUUUGUCUUACCUAUGGCCUUGUGUUAGGUGUGAACCCAGCACACUUCCUUAAAUGUGGUUUGUUUGACCACCCCAUGCCAGAUGCUUAUCAAAUCCAACAACAGCAACCAAUUUUAUUAAAUGGUUCCAGAUCUGGAAAGCUCAUCAUUCAAAGGCAUGAGGAAAGAGCAGAUGGAAAACAAGCCAAACUUUGGGGAAACAACCCAUGGUUUGCUUGAUCGUCAGCAGGACAACUGGUGGUUGACUUCUGGUUUCUUCUGGCACAUACAAUUACAUAAAAAACUAAAAACAGUAUACAAACCAUGGCUUAGCAUUAUAUCUGAAUGGAGCCUUAAUGGGCUUCCACACUACUGCUGCUUCUUACAAGCCAGUUAAAAAAAACAGAAACAGUUAAUUCCGACAGAAAGCAGUCCUUGUUUGUAGUCCUAUUAAUCAAUAUAAUAUGAAUUCCAAACCCACUGUUUUAUCCUUCAAAUUUAACCAGGGUUGCAUACACAUGCCAUACAUUUAAAGCACAUGACUUCCCCUAAAGAUUCCUGGGAACUGUAGUUUGUGAUGUUGGGAAUUGUAGCUCUGUGAGGAGUAAGCUACAGUUCUCAGGAUUCUUUGGGAGAAGCUAUGUGCUUUAAAUGUAUGGCAUGUGUAUGCAACCCUGGUUAAAUUUGAAGGAUGAAACCGUGGGUCUGGAAUGUAUGAUGUGUACACAGCCUAGAACUAUUAAGUGUGAAGUAUGCUGCCUUUCACUAAUAAUAAUAUUGUGGCCAUAGGAUUAUAGAGCCAGAAAGAGUAUGUAAGAGAGCAAUCAAAAUGAUGUCCAAUGAGACAAGACCAAAACGGGGGUAACUAACCCCCAGUUCCAUGGCUUGAUCUGAUCUCCCAGCAAUUUUUUCUCUCCUCCCAUUUUGGCAGCAGUGCCAAAAAAAGUAAUAAAAAUUAACCUCUAAGUGGUUUGCAAGUUAAAAACUAUAAAUCACAAAGAUAAAAUACAAAUAAAAUAAAAUAAUACUAUCAAUAUCAAAAUUAAAAUCCAGUCAAAAUACUGAGCAGGGCAGUCUGAAAUUUUCCAGUCAGGAAAUGCCUGAAUGCAACAAGUACGUUUUUAAUAAGUGUCUGAAACAUGUCACAGUUGAUGCCUCUGAGAUCCGUGCCACUACAGAAAAGGCCUGCUUCUGCAUUGGUGCUAGACAUGAUAGGGGCUUAGAAAAUUAUGAAUGACUAGUGGCCUUGUACCUGGUGUGGUUUGGGAAUUCUAAGAAAACCAGAAAUCAGUGCAAUUUUGAAAGGUUCAAUCCACCAUCUUGAUUCAAAAUACUGUCCAAUUAUAUCCAAACAAAUGAAAACCUGCUCCUUAAUCUCAGGAACCAUCAUGAAAGAUGUGAUUAAAAUCAGUGCAGUUUUGAAAAGUUCAGUCUGCAGUCUUGAUUCAAAAUGGUGUCCAACUAUCCAAAUAUAGAUGAAAACCUGCUACUUCAUCUUGGGAACCAUCAUACAAAAUGUCGUUAUGACAUCUUAAGAGGCAUCCAAAUGUAUAGCAAACAGACAAACGACUUUGCAAAAUAUAUAGUAGAUGUGUAUAUUUUUCUCCCUCAUAAUAUUAGAACUGCAAGGUGUUAAUCUGGACCUUGAUAGGCCUGCAGAACCAGCAACUACAGUGAGUUUAAAGCCCACAGUAGAGCAGCCAUGACAGCUCAGAAUUGAUGAAAUGUAUAACUUUGCAUCAUUUCUUUGCAAACUGCUUGGAACUUUGUGCUGGAUCAGGGAUAGCCAACAUGGUGCCUUCCAGAUGCUGUGAACUACAGCUCCCAGCAGCCACAGCCAGCAUGGCCAAUGGUCAGGGAUGAUGAGAGUUGUAGUCCACAACAUCUAGAGGGCACAUGUUGGCCACCCUUGUGCUAGAUUGUGUCUGCUAUGUGAGACCUUGGCAUCCUGAAAGAUAAGAGUCACGGCAGAACAAGAGACUCCAAAAGGUGAAACCAUAACACGUUUUGGGAAGCCGGUGCUGGAGGGUGUAAAAAUGUCUCGUGGAAAGACCUGCUGAUGAAGCAAGGCUCUUCCCCCUUCCAGAUGGAUUAUGGUAAUUGAUAGUCUCCAUUUGAUGUGGGACUGUAUAUGUAAGCAAUGAAAUUCUUUCAAAAGAUAGAAUAGUCUAUCCCCCGGUCCAGUUCCUGAUCAAUAUAAAAGUUGAACCAUCAUUAUUUUUGGUUGGUUAGUUCUUUUGGGGUGGAGUUUUUUUUUUCUCUGUGUCCUACAAUCUUCUCUGCUUCAAGUGCUUUUGGCCAGCUGAGUGCCCAAAGGCCUAGCCUAAUAUGCAAGGGAACUUAGAUCUGUUUUACAACUAGAUGAGCUGAGCUGGAGGAAGUUAGGAGGGAUCUAUUUUAACAAGGUUACUUUUUCUCAUUGAUUGCUUUGCCAAUGCAAUUAUUAGUUUAUGUCAUUGUUAAACCAUGUUUAUGCAAUUUAUAUCACGUUGCUUUAUUUUCAAAUUUCAUAUUACACUUUGUAC